AUGGAGCCGGCUGAGGGCUGGGACCCCUACGGGCGGCCGGCCCGGCGCACGCAGUGGCUGGUCAGCGCCCUCGCCUACCACUACGGGCUGGACCGCGGCGUGGAGAACGAGAUCGUCGUGCUGGCCACCGGCCUGGACCAGUACCUGCAGGAGAUCUUCCACCACUUGGACUGCGACGGUUCGGGCCGUAUCCCCGGCGAGGACUUCCGCACGCUGUGCCAGGUGCUGGGGCUGGAGGAGGCGACGGAGCCCGAGGAGUGCGCGGGGCUUUGGGACGGGCUCUCGGCCGAGCUCACCUUCCGCCAGUUCCACGCGCGGCUCUGCGGCCACUUCAGCACCCGCGCGGGGCCGCGGCUGCCGCUGGGCCGGGAGAGCGAGCACAUCGAGACCCAGAUCCGCCUGCGCAGCCCCCGACGCCGCCGCCGCACCGACCCCGCCGGCCGCGGAGCCGCGGGCAGCGCCGAGCGGCGGCCGCCAGGGCCCUGCUCCCAAGAGUGCUGCGAGGAGAUCGUGGCACUGGAGCGGGCCGAGGACCGCAUCGCCACACUGGAGGAGGAGAACGGCAGCCUGCGGGAGCUGGUGGAGGACAUGCGCGCCGCCCUGCAGAGCAGCGAUGCGCGGUGCCUGGCGCUGCAGGUGGGACUGCGGAAGAGCCAUGCCAGCCAUACAGGAGAAGGACCCUGCUUCAUAGGGAGGAAGAGACCAUUAACACAGAAGCCCUCCCAGACCAAGUGCCUCCAAGAUGUCCUGGAGGAAAUGGAGCUCAUGCGGAGCUCCAGGGAUGGGCAGAUUGAAGAAGCCAUCAGGUUCAGCCAGGAGCUGGAGAAGGAGCUGAAGAGCUCUCAGGAAGCUCUGGUCAGCCUGGAAGAUUGCAACCGUAACCUGAAGAGGGAGCAGGCAGAGAUGAGGAGGAAGGUGGAAGAGGCCAGACACGCUGUCCUGAACAGUCUUGGCAAAGUGAAGGAGCUGGAAGUGAGAGCUAAGGAGGUGCCAAAUCUGCAGAUACACAUCCAGCAGCUGGAAUCACAACUGCAGCACUACAGGUCGGAACUGGAGCGAUGCCAGCUGGCCCAGCAGAGCAGCUCCAAGCAGCAGCAGCAGCAUCAGGAGGAGCAGCAGGAGCAGGAGGGAGCAGCCGUGCCCGGGGGCACCCGCAGAGCGUCCGUGGCACCGCCGGGCACCGCUGACCACGCAGAGGAGCAGCUCUGCCGCUCCGUGGAGGGCCAGGCCGCCUCGGAUGAGGAGGAGGAGGAGGAGCAGUGGCCAGGGCACUGCGCUCCCCAGCUGGGCCACGCGAGGAGGAUCCUGGCCAAGCUCCCUUGCUGUGGCAGUGGAUGUGAUGAAAAGACAUGGAGAAAGCUGCUGUCCUACCUGGAGACCAGCAGCACUGAGGGGAAGGACCCUGUGGAGCUCUUGGGGACAAUCUCCCCCCUCACAGAGCAGCCAGAACUCAAGGGCCACCAAGAGAAAAAACUGGAAACAAGCAUGGAAGAGAUGAAGGGCCCCUGGCUCGGGGAGCUGCAGCAGAAGGUGGAGGAGACAGAAGUGCUGAAGAUGGAGCUGCAGAUGCUGGAGACAGAGAGGGUUCGGCUGUCCCUGGUGGAGGAGAAGCUCCUGGAUGUGCUGCAGCUUCUCCAACAGCUCCGAGAUCUGAACAUAUCAAAGCGAGCCCUGGGGAAAAUCCUGCUGAGCACUUUGGAAUCCUGCCGUGACCCCCAGCCUGGCAAAGCCCAGCUGUUGGAAGUGCUGGACACCCUUCAGCAGGAGCUGGCAGCCUGUGAACUCUUGCACAAGCAGCCCAUGGAGCAGGCACAGAGCCCACGGUCCCUGUCCAACCCCCUGGUGAUCUCCUGCUGAGCCCAGGCAGCCCCAGCACAGCUGGAAGGAGGAAUGAGGGACAUUUGUCCAGCUGGAAGGAGGAAUGAGGGACAUUUGUCCAGCUCAGCCACACCUGGACUGGCCAGGAGCGAGCAGUGACCCAAGGGAGGAGCAGCAGCCCUGGCUGGGCACAGCCCUGCCUCACCUGGACUGCAGAGCCCAGCCCUGGGGUGCCCCUGGGACUGGGCUGGCACCAAACCAAACUGUGCCCACCACCCUCACCUGACCCACAAGGAUUUACAGCUCUGCAAAACUGGGACUGGACUGGCACCAAACUGUGCCCACCACCCUCACCUGACCCACAAGGAUUUACAGCUCUGCAAAACUGGGACUGGACUGGCACCAAACUGUGCCCAUCACCCUCACCUGACCCACAGGGAUUUACAGCUCUGCAAAACUGGGACUGGACUGGCACCAAACUGUGCCCAUCACCCUCACCUGACCCACAGGGAUUUACAGCUCUGGAAAACUGGGACUGGGCUGGCACCAAACCAAACUGUGCCCAUCACCCUCACCUGACCCACAAGGAUUUACAGCCCUGCAAAACUGGCACUGGACUGGCACCAAACUGUGCCCAUCACCCUCACCUGAUCCUCACUGAUUUACAGCCCUGCAAAACUGGGACUGGACUGGCACCAAACCAAUCUGUGCCCACCACCCUCACCUGAUCCUCACUGAUUUAUAGUCCUGGCUAUGCAGGGGCUGGGCACAGUUUGCAGCCUUUGUGGAAGCCCCACUCCAAAGCCAAGGCAGCCUGUGUUAUCCCUGGAUUUGUUAUCCCUUACCCUACAGGUGACAAACUGAAUGAUAAACGUACCCAGGAGUGUGUGCCAGCAGUGCAGGUUUUAAGGGCUCUGUGUUUCUCACUCAAUUAUUCACUUUAUUUAACUCUGAAGCUAGACUUUUUUACUGCUCUGCUGAAUUUUAUAUUUGCAGUUAUAGAGAUGCCUUAGGAAUAUGCAGCAGCCUUUCCUGACAACAGUCAGAUUUUACAUAAGAAGUUAAAUUUAAGUGCUUGAAGGAGGUCCAAAGCAAUCUUGUUCCCAGGCUCUCAGGGAAAGGAAGGGCUGAAAAAUUCACUUUGCUGUCAUUCUGUGUUAGCAAACAACUCAUGCAGUGCACAAGUGAGUUCUAAAUUUUAAUUUCCCUCAGUGCAGCUGCAGAGACAUAAAAUUAGGCCCCACCUGGAGGCCAAUUAAUAUAAAGAGCUGGGCCUAAUCGUGGUGCCAUGGAAUGUUUUAAUCAGCAAUAAAGUAACUCCUGGGGCAAAAGUAAAAAAAAAAAAAACCUAGGUUUCUUCCAAGGUGCUUUUGCUGUGUCAUUCACCUGCCAAACAGGAGCAGAGUUCCUAAAAGAGCCAGCUGAAUUGAUGUUACUGAAAAGAUGCACUGUGGAUCUUUGAAGAAUGUGAUUUGCCUGAGAUAAUGAUGCCAGUGAUGAAAUAAGAUCAUUCAACUGUACAUGCAUGAAUUUUUCCUGGGAAAAAGGUUUUCAUACAGGAAUAAGGUCCACAAUGCAAGCUGAGGAAUAAAAUUUCCAUUCCUUUCCACACUGUGUGGCUCACACACACCUCCAUUGAAAACUGUGGCACCUUUGAGCCACACUGGGAACAAAAAUUUGUAUUAUUUUAAUUUCAUUUUAAAGGAGAGAACAAAAGGUGUUAUGCAAACAAUGAAACAAACUCUGUUUAAUGGUGUUUUACCUCAUUGUUUUUUGUAUUUUGGGGUUUUUUUGUGGUUUAGCAGAGGAAAAUUGUAAGAAUAGAUAUAUAUUGUUAAUGUACAUUUUUCUUAAAGAUACAUUAGACAGGACAUAUAUACCUAAGAAAAUAUUCAUGCUCUAAGAAAUAAAACUGUCUUCUAAUGCUAAAUAUA
This is a messenger RNA of Agelaius phoeniceus (red-winged blackbird), 3752 nucleotides long. RefSeq names its product EF-hand and coiled-coil domain-containing protein 1-like. The record is from RefSeq and is a predicted model, not a curated record. Gene Ontology annotation, molecular function: calcium ion binding. Lineage: Eukaryota; Metazoa; Chordata; Aves; Passeriformes; Icteridae.